CUCUCUCUCUCUCUCCCUCACUCUCUCUCUCCGUGUAUCUCUUUCUCUCUCCGGCCUGCACGAAAUCACGUGGCGUGUGGCUCGCUUGAAUCUUGGCAAGCCAACUUUUGCACAGUGGUUUGGCCCCGAGGUGCAGGGUGGUGCAGACGACUCGUUUCGCUCAGAGAGCAGAGCAGGGCAGGGCAGGGCAGGGCAGGGGGCAGGGGGCAGGGAGCAGGGCGGGGGAGAGGACCUGGCGCCGGGUGCGCAGGCAGGCAGCGAGCAGCUUUAUAAUGUGCCCGGCAGCAGUUUCUCAUUAGCAGCACUUAAACGUAUUCUUUCUGACGAUUGCUCCACCGCAGAGGCCUCGCGUCUCUUGCUUGCUAGCUUAUGCGCAUGCUUGAUUCAUAUCCCCAAGGGCUAGGUUAGCGUCCUUUGCCCUCGGGGCGACUCAACUCCUCGUAUAUCUGUCGAUUAUGGUCGCCCCUUGAGAAGCAGCCGAGGUUUGCUCCCGAAUUUGGCCGGAUCAGCAGCACCACCAAUGGGUUCCAUGGAGAGACGCUGCUCGUGGCCGAGCGAAGACGUGGGUGGGGUCCGAUGGUAGCCGAGUGAGUGUGAGGAGCAGCGAACGAAGGUGCAGGAGAAGAGGAAGCUCAAUCUCAACAACAACAAGAAGAACAAGAAGAAGAAGAGGAAGCAGAAGAAGAACGCCAAGAGGAAGAGAUCGGAGUCCUGGGGUGCUAAGAUUUCCCCUUCCACCCUCGAGAGGGGAAGAAGUCAGAAUUUAUUGUAUAACGAGUCACAACAGAGUGCAACAUGACUAUGGAUAUGUGGAACAAAGUUUGGAGGCGCAAGCCUCUCCAUAACGUAAGGGAGAGCGUCCUCGCUAGACAUCUGAAAGCGAUUCAGCUCGUUCCCAUAGGUGUUGGAUCCACGAUUGGUGCUGGUGUUUAUGUCCUGGUGGGAACCGUUGCUAGAGAGAAAGUAGGGCCGGCCCUUCCUCUUUCCUUCCUCAUCGCUGGUAUCGCUGCUGCUCUGUCAGCUCUUUGCUAUGCGGAAUUGGCCAGCCGCUGCCCGUCAGCUGGCAGCGCAUACCAUUAUGCAUAUACAUGUGUGGGAGAGGGAUUGGCCUGGGUAAUUGGCUGGGCCUUAAUUUUAGAAUACACCGUCGGAGGCUCCACAGUCGCUCGGGGGAUAUCUCCGAAUCUGGCAAUUUUCUUUGGUGGAACGGAUCAUUUGCCACAGUGGCUGAUUCGGAGAGAGCUUUGGGGUAUCGUUGUUGAUCCCUGUGCUGGUAUCCUCGUCCUGCUGGUAACCGUACUUUUGUGUGUCGGUAUCCGAGAGAGUGCAGCGGUGCAGGCUUUUAUGACGUGUGCCAAUGUCCUGGUCCUUUUGUUUAUCAUCGGAGCAGGUGGAUACACUGGAUUUAAAACUGGCUGGCAGGGAUAUAACACCGAUGGCGGAUACCUUCCGUAUGGAGCUAAUGGGAUCCUCGCAGGUGCAGCCACACUAUUCUUUGCAUACAUAGGCUUCGAUACCGUAGCAAGCACUGCUGAAGAGGUGGUGAAUCCGCAAGUCGAUUUGCCUUUGGGUAUCGCAUUAUCACUGUUCGUCUGCAGUACUUUGUACAUGGUGGUAUCAUUCGUUAUCGUGGGCAUCGUUCCUUACAACAUGAUGGAUGUUGAUACGCCAAUGUCAACUGCAUUCGCCAGCAAUGGGAUGCCCUGGGCAAUGUAUAUCGUAACUGCGGGUGCAGUAGCAGCCUUGUCUACAACUUUGAUGGGUUCUCUCCUUCCCCAGCCCAGAAUUUUGAUGGCUAUGGCCAGAGACGGUCUGUUGCCCAAAUUCUUCUCUAGAGUCAACAAGACCACAAAAGUACCAGUGAAUGGAACGCUGAUUUCAGGACUGGCAGCAUCUAUCAUGGCCUUCUCGAUGGACGUCGAUCAGCUAGCCGGAAUGGUCAGUGUUGGUACGCUUUUGGCGUUCACAAUUGUUGGGGUAUCUACACUGAUCUUGAGGUACGCAUCACCGACGGACGUGUCGGCUCGUAACGCUUCUCCUCCUACUGCACUCCCUCCUUCAACACAGCCACUGCUUGCAACAGGCGGUGCAACACCAGCAAUGGCUGCACCGAAACCAACAUUGGUGUCGAUGAUUGCCAGAAGAAACUACUUCACUCCUGUUUUCUCCCUGUUGUCGGAAUCUUCAAUAAAUUCGCUGCCCGGGUUCUUGCAAAACAUCGAGGACCCAGACUCCGAUCUCGAAGAUGAUCACCGUGAAGACAGGGAUGGAAAUUCACCAUUUGUGAACAGAGACUCAACGCAAGAACAACUAUUACCUGCAUCACCUUCAAGUGAUUCAGAACAACCUACUUCCGAAAUGACAAGAGAAGAGGCCAGGCGUUGGGCUGCUGCCCUUGGUAUUGGAAGCGUGAUCAUUGGUGUAAUACUAUUCAGUCUUGCUGUGUCGUUCUCCAUUCCGAAGUACCUCCAGUGGGCAGUGGCUGGAUUUGGUGGACUCGGCAUUCUUGGUGGUCUUGCAGUGCUUGGUCUCAUUGAACAAGACGAAGGUCGCAACAAAUUCGGGGCUCAAGGCGGUUUCCAAUGCCCUUGGGUUCCUGUUCUACCCGUAGCUUCCGUUCUGAUAAACGUGUAUCUUCUUGUAAAUCUAGGGGGAGGCACCUGGAUGCGAGUUGGCAUAUGGUUAACUCUAGGUGUGCUUCUCUAUGCAACUUAUGGUAUCAGUCACAGUUCUUUGUCCCGGGAGCAGGCAAGGGAGGUUCGACGAUCACUCUCUCAAUCGCAAUCUCAGAACCACCGUAGCACCAGUCAACAUGUUUCAUCUGCACCUGUGCCGAUCAGUCACGUAUAAACCUUGCGGUGGUGAAUUUUGUAGCCAGACAUUCGUCUUCCCUAGCUUAGAGACUGAUUUUCACUCAACACGGACUUCUAUCAGAAUGCUGCAGGCCUGCCUUGUAACAGUAUUGAUUGGCUUUCGGAUACCAAGAAUUGGGUGUAAUACAGCACAACAAGCGGCACGAUUACAUCUCCAUGCUAAUAACAUACCCGGAAUUUGGGCCUUCGAAGAGUACAUGGGGUUGACAAAUGCUAUUCAGGGUCAGAAGGUAGAAGGGAGCCAGCGUCUGUUUGCAUGGCCAGAUGUGCUAGAGAGGAAGGCUCUGGUCACAUGUUGCUGCAGAUGAAAGGUCCGUUUCUCCAGCAGACUGGUUUCAUGGAAAUGAUACUCACAACGAUGAUGAAAUUCCAUGCGAGGCAAGUGACAGCACGGAACUAGAAACUACUCAUGACGAUGUCAAUUGUUGGUCUUGUCACGGUACCAAGCUUAUUGUGCCUUGGAAGCGACCGAAUCCAGCUCAAGCUUGACGAAAUUACACAUAAUGGGAGUUGGUUCAUUUUUAUGAAAUAGUGCUGCUGUACAGACAGGGGUAGACUAAAAAGCGAGUCUAAUCACGGAGAAUUGUGUUUUGUCGCCUUAUUACUGGGAGAUUACCAAGGAUUAGAACCUAGAUGAGGAGAAGAACGGUUUAGACGACCACCUACUGUAGAAUAUCCCUCCAUUCAUUGUAGAUUCAUGCCAAAUUUGAUGAAAAGGGCAUGAAUUGUUUCCAUACAUAAAAAAAAUUGUACUUAAUUACGUUAUCCGAAAACACGACAGCCUCAAGAAUUUUUCUGUCACAAGUUUUAUUG
Molecule: messenger RNA, 3686 nt
Organism: Marchantia polymorpha subsp. ruderalis
Lineage: Eukaryota; Viridiplantae; Streptophyta; Marchantiopsida; Marchantiales; Marchantiaceae
Source: the annotation of a GenBank genome assembly